UUUCAUUCCGUUUGAGACGCGGCCGGUGUCUGUGUGUCUGUUGCUGCGUCCGUGUUCGCGCCGGUUCUUUCGCUCGCCGGUACAAUCGUUCGGGUCGAGUGCUCGCUUGUAUCACUGGGACACAGUUCAGUUGUGAAAACUCUUUGAACAUUAUCACGUGACAGUUUAAAGCGACAAAGUUCCUGUACGACUCAGGAUUAGAUUCCUGAGUCCACGAAUUUAGAAUACAUUUAAAAAGAGGUUGGGGCAGCAGCGCGCGGCAUGAGGGGCGAAGCGCUGCGCCUGGCGCGGCUAGCGUUCUUCUUACUGCAGUGUACAUGUGUACUCAGUCGGAUUGCCUUCGAGAAGUUGACAGACGUUGAUUUCACUGGCACAGCGUACUAUACAGUGCGUAACCUGUCGCUGUAUGAGUGCCAAGGGUGGUGUCGCGAGGAACCCGACUGCCAAGCAGCGUCCUUCAGUUUCGUCCUAAAUCCGCUGACUCCGGUGCAAGAGACGCGAUGCCUGCUGCAGAAUGACACUCAAGCUAACAACCCCAUGGCCAUGCCGCAGCGGUCGGUGAACACGUAUUACAUGGUGAAGCUGCAAGUCCGCACGGAGAGCGUGUGCCUGCGGCCGUGGGCGUUCGAGAGAGUACCCGGCAAGUCGUUGCGCGGGCUGGAUAACACCAUUAUCUACACCUCCACCAAGGAGGCCUGUCUCGCUGCCUGCCUUAACGAGAAGCGGUUCUCAUGUCGUUCCGCGGAGUACGAGUAUGGUAGCAUGAGGUGCGCUCUCAGCGAUUCUGAUCGGCGCACCGCGCAGCAUUUUGUGCAGCUUGUUGACACGCCCGGAACCGACUAUUUUGAGAACCUGUGCCUGAAGGCGUCGCAGGCGUGCAAGGGGCAGCGAGUGUUCACGGCGCCCAGGGUCGGCGUGGCGGAGGAUAAAGUUGCGCAGUACGCGGGACUGCAUUAUUACACCGACAAAGAACUACAGGUGACGUCAGAAAGCGGUUGUCGUCUCGCCUGCGAGAUUGAAUCAGAAUUCUUGUGCCGAUCGUACUUGUACCUCGGUGCUCCUCACUCCACCACGUACAACUGCCGGCUAUACCACCUCGACCACCACACGCUACCGGACGGACCAUCAGCUUAUUUGAAUAUAGAACGACCUCUGAUCGAUGAUGGCGAACCCAUCGGAAAGUACUUCGAGAACUUCUGCGAAAAGCCUCCAAGUAACGCCAACCCGCCCGGCGAGCUGCCUGUCACAAUCGACCAUCAGCAGGAUACGAACGCAUCUAGCAAUCUCACUAGGAAUGAUGCGAACUGCGAUAAGACAGGAACUUGUUACGAUGUGUCCGUCCAUUGCAAGGAUACGAGGAUCGCCAUACAAGUCCGCACUAACAAGCCUUUCAACGGCCGCAUCUACGCAUUAGGCCGGUCGGAAACCUGUAACAUCGACGUCGUCAACAGCGACCUCUUCCGCCUUGACCUCACAAUGGCAGGCCAGGAUUGUAAUACUCAAAGUGUUACUGGUGUCUAUUCAAAUACUGUAGUUCUGCAACACCACAGCGUUGUAAUGACGAAGGCCGAUAAGAUCUACAAAGUCAAGUGCACAUACGAUAUGAGCUCGAAGAACAUCACCUUCGGAAUGGUGCCAAUCCGAGAUCCGGAGAUGAUUUCCAUCACCGCAUCCCCCGAGGCUCCCCCGCCGAGGAUUCGCAUCCUGGACGCUCGUCAACGCGAAGUGGAGACUGUGCGCAUUGGAGAUCGUCUUACCUUCCGAAUUGAAAUUCCAGAUGAUACUCCAUAUGGUAUAUUCGCGCGCAGCUGUGUCGCAAUGGCUAAGGACUCCAAGAGCACAUUCCAGAUCAUUGAUGAUGAAGGUUGUCCCGUGGACCCGUCUAUAUUCCCGGCUUUCUCUCCCGACGGCAACGCGUUGCAGUCUGUGUACGAAGCGUUCAGAUUCACAGAGUCCUAUGGUGUCAUCUUCCAGUGCAACGUUAAGUACUGUCUCGGACAUUGUGAACCGGCUGUAUGCGAUUGGGGCCGAGAAUCGCUUGAGUCCUGGGGCAGAAGGAAGCGUUCGCUGCCCCAGAACGAGACCGGAGAGGCUCACUCGCAGGAGGAGGACAUGAACAUCUCCCAGGAGAUCCUGGUGCUGGACUUCGGAGACGAGCGCCAGAGUACAGACUUCUUGCGGUCCGACAAACCUGGAGGCGUAGCUUCCGAAGCUAACUUCGGUGAAAAAACGGUGACCAUAGUGGAGCCUUGCCCAAGCAAGUCAUCAGUCCUGCUGUUGGGAGUGGCCUGUGCUCUGCUCGUUUUGCUGUACAUCGCAACCAUCUUCUGCUACUAUAUGCGCAAGUGGCUCACCCCGCCGAAACACAUGCCCUGAGCUCAGCCGGGCUAUACUCCAACGUUUGUCUAUGAGGAACUUGUGAUACAAAUGACUGAUAACAAAAACAUGCGCUGCCAAGCCGUCCAUUAAUUAUAAGUUUUGCGAAUCGUGACGACAUCUCGUGGUGUAACGAUUUGGUAAUCUGAUAGUAUUGUAACCACCGCGUGUUUUGCAUUUACUUAGUGGUAAUUUAUCGCAUUUAGAAGCAUUUAUUAAUAUUAAGUAAACUAUUAUUAGUCGAAUCAACGAAAUUCUUGAUGAGUUAGAUUUAAAAAAUUAUCAGGCUAGUUUUUCUAUUCCCCUUAAUGCUUCAGUUAAAGGGUACCUUCUUUGUUAAGUUAAUGCAUUUAUUAGAAUAAGACCAGUUUUGUACAAUUUUUGAGUAAUCAUAAUAGUACAUUACAAGUAACACAAAAAGUUAUUUGGAAUAGUCCCUAAAACUCUCGAAAUAUAAAACAGCUUAUUAUUGUUUUAGAUUACAUGUUUGAGGGGAUUAUUCUGAACGUAUUGAUUGAUAAGUACAUAUUAUUAUUAGGUUUAUAGGUCUUAAUUUUGAUAUCAUAACAUAACUUUGUUUGGCAUAGUUAGGUACAUACUCAAGAAUAUUUUCUGUAAAAGAAGAUAGCUAUCUUCUAUAUUUUUUCUUACAUAAUACAAGUAUGCAAGAAGCAAAUUGAUUUUUGUAAAUAUAUUCUAAUAUUAUUUUUUCAUUGAUGCUAUAUCUGUUUAGAAUUUCUUAUGAACUUUCAGUUGGGUUUUGCAGAAACUAAAACAAAACUUUGUUUUAAUUGUACCAAGUACAUGAUGACAAUCACAGUUUCUCUUAACCCAACUUGAGAUUUCGUUUUAAUUAUUUAUUUAGAUUAAUUAAUUUACCUAUUUAUUACUUUUUCAAAAUAAUUAACAAAUGAUAAUAAACUUGUACAAAUUUA
Messenger RNA from Plodia interpunctella (Indianmeal moth), 3311 nucleotides. RefSeq names its product trynity (gene tyn). The coding region runs from base 262 to 2376 and encodes 704 amino acids. NCBI's taxonomy places the organism in Eukaryota, Metazoa, Arthropoda, Insecta, Lepidoptera, Pyralidae. The record is from RefSeq and is a predicted model, not a curated record. The transcript is spliced from 17 exons.